AUGACGGCCUGUGGUCUCAUUGACAUGGGUUUUGUAGGCGGCAGAUUCACAUGGUCCAAUAGACAUACGAAAGAAAGGUUAGAUCGCGGCUUUCAAACAAUCCAAUGGCGCAACAAAUUUCCAUAUAGUAGGGUUAUCACUCUGAGUCCUUCAGAUUCGGAUCAUUGUCCAUUGCUUAUUGAAGCCUAUAGAGAAAAGCAACUCCGCAGGAAAGUCAAGAAACCGUUUCGUUUUGAAAAGUGUUGGUUUGGCAGGGAAGACUGUGUGAACAUUAUUAAGCAAGAAUGGGCAGUGCCUACUACUGGAAAUGCGUUACAGCAACUAGGAAGCAAGACAAAGGCUCUUGGUGACAAAUUAAUGACCUGGCACCGUACUGAGUACAACAAACACCACACUGAGAUGGGGCAAAUUCAGGAGAAGCUAAAUGACCUCAUGAGACAACCUCAUUCUCCGCAACUUUAUGAAGAACAAAGACAGCUCCAUGCUCGUUUUAGUCAGUUACUCACCAUCCAGGAAACGUAUUGGAGGCAAAGAUCUCGUGCCUUAUGGUUGAAAGAAGGUGACAGAAACACUGCCUACUUCCACAGAAAGGCAAGUAAUAGAAAAUCUCGAAACACUAUUAAGGGUCUUUUGGAUGAACAUGGGGUUUGGCAGACUGAACCAAGUGAAGUGCAAAGGCUUUUAAUGCUUUAUUUUCAGAAUAUUUUCUCAGCGGAACAGGUUGAUGAAGAGGCUAUUGAGGCAGUAAUUGACUCUACUCCAUGCAAAGUGACACAACAGAUGAAUGAGGCUUUACUACUCCCAUACACAGAUGAAGAAAUUAAGGCAGCCCUUUUCCAGAUGCACCCGUCAAAGAGCCCGGGGCCAGAUGGGAUGUCCCCAUUUUUCUACCAAAAGUAUUGGCAUAUUGUCAGUCAGGAUGUGUGUGUAGCAGUUAGAGGCUUGCUUGAAAAAGGCGAAAUGUGGCUGCAGUCAAACUACACAUAUCUGUGCUUAAUACCAAAACUUCAAGACCCGAAAGAGGCCAUGCACUUUCGGCCUAUAGCUCUCUGCAAUGUUAUUUGCAGAAUCAGUUCUAAAGUUGUGGCAAAUCGACUUAAGGUGUGGCUUCCUGAGAUAGUAUCUCCUUUGCAAAGUGCUUAUGUUCCAGGUAGAUUGAUUUCGGACAACACUUUAGUGGCAACUGAAGCAGCACACUUCAUGCACAAACUGAGACACCAGGAAUCAGGUUUCUUCUCUCUAAAACUUGAUAUAAGUAAAGCCUAUGAUAGACUUGAUUGGACCUUUAUUCAUGCUAUGCUGACGAAACUAGGUUUUGCAUCCCAAUGGGUACAAAUCAUUAUGAAGUGUGUAACAUCCGUGGGCUAUUCUAUUUUGCUUCAUGGGGAACCUUCUCCUCUGAUUACCCCUACUCGGGGCAUUAGACAGGGAGAUCCACUAUCACCCUAUCUAUUCAUUUUAUGUAGUGAAGGCUUGUCAGCUUUAAUCUCAAAGGCAGUGCAUCAACAUAAUAUUCAGGGUCUUACCAUGUGCCCUCAAGCUCCCACAUUGCACCAUCUUUUCUUUGCAGAUGACAGUUUACUCUUUGGCUCAGCUACAAAUGAGGAGUGCUUGCAAUACAGAAAAAUUUUGAAUACUUAUGAGAAGGCCUCUGGUCAGAAAGUAAAUUUCCAGAAGAGUAGUGUUGUCUUCAGUAAUAAUGUAAAUGUUGACAGACAAAGAGAAAUGGCUGCUCUACUAGAAGUCAAGUGUGUCACAGAGCAUGAUAGAUACCUGGGUUUACCUAUGAGAGUAGGGAAAUCCAAGACUGCUAUUUUUGAAUACAUCAAGGAGAAGCUCACUAAGAAACUUGUGAGUUGGAAAGCGAAAAUUCUAAGUGCAGCAGGUAAGAAGAUCCUCAUAAAAGCAAUUGCGCAAACCAUGCCCUUAUAUGCCAUGAACUGUUACUUGUUACCUAAAAGCCUUUGUGAUGAUAUCCAUCAACUGUGUGCCUCAUUCUUUUGGGGAGAUACCGAUGAGAAAAAGAAAAUCCAUUGGAGAAGCUGGGAAAAGCUCUGUUUGACCAAGCCUGAAGGUGGCAUGGGUUUUAAAAAUAUAUAUGCCUACAAUCUUGCUAUGCUUGCUAAACAGGGAUGGAGAUUGGUGUCCAACCCACACUCAUUGAUUGCCAAGCUGUUUAAAGCCCGGUACCACCCCAAUAGCUCUUUUUGGGAAGCAGAACUUGGAGACUCUCCAUCUUUCUCUUGGAGAAGCAUCCUUAAUGGAAGGCCAGUCUUAAAACCGGGAGUACAAUGGAGCGUUGGUAAUGGUUCUCAAGUCAACAUCUGGAAAGAUAAGUGGAUCCCAAACUGCCAACAAUUCCUUGUUCAUAAACCACCGGAUUGUGUUUUUGAACUUGUGUCUGAUUUAAUUGACUCCAGCACAAGACAAUGGAUACCCGCUGCCAUAUAUGCCAUCUUCCCACCUGUAAUUGCUCAACAGGUACUAUGUAUUCCUCUUAGUAGUAGACAUAUGGAAGAUAAAUUGUGUUGGAGCCCGGAAAAGAAGGGUUUCUACUCUGUCAAAACCGCUUAUUGGAUUGCCAGAACCAAAGUGCUAGAAAAUGUGCUUGCUUCCACUUCCCAGGGUAAUCCUUUUCAGGAGUUAUGGAAAAGGAUUUGGCGUGCAAAGGUGCCAGGCAAAGUUAAAAUAUGCAUAUGGAGGGCUUGCUCAAAUCUGUUACCAACUCGGGCAACCCUAAGCACUAAAGGGUAUACUGGUGACCUACACUGUCUCUUAUGUCCACAUCCAUAUGAAGACGCUGCACACAUCUUCUGUAAGUGCCCCACUGCCAUUUCCAUUUUAGCUGCACCACCUUUUAACUUGGACAGAAGUCUGUUGCCUAGCAUAGAUUUCAAGGAAUGGAUGCUUGAUCAUGCCUUGCAUCUUAAGAAUGAAGUUUUUGCUAAGCUCCUGAUGGUACUUCAUGCCAUAUGGAAGAACAGAAAUGACAUGUUUUGGCGUAAUACUAGCCAACCUGCAAGUAAUUUGGUGUUUAGCUCUCUUGCAUGGCUCGCAGAGUUUGCUAAAGGAAAUUUAACAGAAAACUCAAAGCAACCAAAGAGUAGGCCUAUCUGGAAACCGGCGGCUCGAGGUCAAUGGAAACUUAAUGUUGAUGGAAGCUUCGUACCCCAAAUACCUCAUGGAGGUGUUGGUGGCAUACUGAGAGAUGAUACAGGGAAGUUCAAAGCUGCUUUCGCAUUCCCUAUUCAAUCAGUUGCCUCAGCAAAGCAGGUCGAACUUUGUGCCAUCAUGAAAGGCCUUGAAAUGGUGAAGGCCCUACAGAUUAGUAAUGUGGUGAUUGAAACGGACUGCCUCGAAGCUGUCUCUGAUAUUGCAGAUAGACACUGCACUCAUAUUAAUGCAGAAGGUCUCAUUGAUGAUAUUCGAGGUAACCUUGCCCUGCUGUCCAAUGUCAUUGUGCAGCAUGCCCCCAGAUUGUGUAACCAAGUAGCUCACCGUCUAGCCAAUGUUGCCUAUGAGGCCAGUAUGGGUGAAUCAUGGUUUGAUCAUCCUCCAGACUAUAUUCUGGAAGUACUAGAGCAUGAUUGUAAGAAGCUGGGGUCAGACUGCCCUCCACAUUAA
This is a messenger RNA of Rosa rugosa (rugosa rose), 3624 nucleotides long. RefSeq lists its product as uncharacterized. The transcript has a single exon. The record is from RefSeq and is a predicted model, not a curated record. The coding region runs from base 1 to 3624 and encodes 1207 amino acids. Lineage: Eukaryota; Viridiplantae; Streptophyta; Magnoliopsida; Rosales; Rosaceae. Gene Ontology annotation, molecular function: nucleic acid binding; RNA-DNA hybrid ribonuclease activity.